AUGGCGGGCAGUUAUGGCUCCAACAGUAAGCAUGGAAACGACAGAGGGUGGGGAGCGCGGCUAAUCAUUACAGAGGGAACAGGCAAUGUCGAAGGGUAUAUCUAUUCGCUCAAUUUGACCACCUCUUUUAACACUAGCUCCAAUUUCAUGGCCCUUAUCAAGAACACCUCCAUAGCGGGAGGAGCGGCCAAUAACAUUGCUCCAAACUAUGUUGACGGGGUCAUGUUUGCCAAUAAGGAUGAUUUCCAUCUCUACGGCGGCAUGCUGCGAUUGACCAACAGCACAGAAGCACCCUCUAGCAGUCAAGUUCUGAGCUACGAAGCCUACCAAUACGGCCCGCACCGGUCCAGCGGGGAACUGGGCUGGAAUGUCGAGACUUUAUCAAGCAAUGUCACUCGGUAUAUUACCAAUGGUGCUGGUGUAUCCGUACCAGAUGAGAAUCUGGGCUUUUACUUCAGCGGAAUGCGCGCAGCGGACUGGGGCGCUUUCACAUACGACGGAAGGGACUCAAACGUGACGGCCGAUACAUUGAUCACGGUAGACAUGUCAGUACUGCGCGAUUCAAAGUGGACCAAUGAUUCAUUGCCAUACUAUGUCCAAGGCCGGGCCAAUGCUGAGCUCAUCUGGGUGCCGGUCUCCACUUCUGGAGGGUUGGUUGCCAUCGGGGGAGUGGUGGACCCCGUAGAAAUGUGGCGGGAUAUCGGGCUGAAUGCAUCGCAGACGGCACUCAGCAAGAAGAUUAGUCCCACCUUUAUGGAGACAGUCUCAGUCUAUGACAUUGAGAGCCGAAAGUGGUAUCUCCAAAACACGACCGGAGACACGCCGCCCCAACUAACGCAGUUUUGCUCUGUGCUGGCCAGCGCAUCGGAUGGCUCAUCCCAUAAUAUCUAUAUCUAUGGCGGGUACAACGGUAUUGACUAUGAAUCCAAUCCAUCAGACGACGUCUUUAUCCUGUCCCUGCCGGCUUUCAAGUGGAUUAAGGCAUAUAACGGAAGUGCUUCGCACGGUCGUAGCGGACAUCGAUGUAUCAAAGUAUAUCCAGACCAAAUGUUGACAUUGGGCGGACAGAAUACGGAUCCAACCAAAUGCCUUGAGGGAGGAAUGAUUGCCGACUUCAACCUCAACACCCUCAGUUUUCAGAACAGCUAUGACCCAUCUCUAUGGAGCGAUUACAAAGUACCAGAUCUAGUGACCGCGCAAAUCGGAGGGAGUUCCUCCGGGGGUGCUACAACUAUCGCUCCUGCAGAGUGGACAAAUAGCUCUCUGGCUGGUAUCUUCAACACGACAUAUACGAAACCCAUCACCACUUAUUGGCCUUAUAUCAAUGACUCCAGCACUAUAACAUCAGGCACAAAAGGCGAUGGCGUUCCUUCUUGGGCUGGCGCGGUAAUUGGCGUUCCCUGUGGUCUACUCGGUAUUGGGCUUGUGAUUGGAUUCUGGAUUUAUCGUCGGAAACCCAGUCAAGAGCAACUCGAGAACAAUCAAAUGGCUAAGGCCGUUGCUAAGCCUUCUACAGAUGUCGGGUCAGCUUCGCCUGGACCGACCUCUCCUAGACCUGGACCAGUUUCUCUUUCCACCGACGUGGAAACGAUGCAGAGUUCAUUUAUGACUUCCUCGAAUCCGGGGGAGACGCAGUUUACGAAAUGCAUGGUACAGUUCCCCGUGAUCAUGCUAGGUUCAAGACUAAAUUUUUUAUACUCAGAUUCCUCACCAACCGAGCUCCCCACUCAGUUCAACUUCUCCGGCUCUGUACCGGCGGGUUCUCCACAAACUGAUGCCAGCAGAGGUUCCCCUUCGCCAAUAUCGCAAUCCCUUGUAAAUCAAUCCCCAGUAUCAUCACAGACUCCUGCAGGGUCUGAGUCGGGUAUUUCCACGGCCUUUACUCGCCACCGGAGACUGUCUACAUUUCCCAUGGCGCCUUCUUUAAAAGUCGACAACGUCGGCACUGGCUCCACCUCGAAUUUACAUGGGUCUCUGGAAAAUGUGUGUAUACAGCGAUCACGAUAUCCAUCGGAAUUGCCAGGGAGAGUAAUAGUUCCGAUCAGACUGCACGAGCUCGGGAGACUGAGAAAAUCCAUGAAGUUGAAUAGUUCCAUGGAGUCAUCAUAA
Molecule: messenger RNA, 2109 nt
Organism: Penicillium macrosclerotiorum
Lineage: Eukaryota; Fungi; Ascomycota; Eurotiomycetes; Eurotiales; Aspergillaceae
Exons: 5
Coding region: 1-2109 (702 amino acids)
Molecular function (GO): protein binding
Source: RefSeq, a predicted model, not a curated record